AUGAAUGAAAAAACUCUGAAGAUUGGAUUCAUUGGGGCUGGAGCGAUUCACUUUGGUAGACCGGAAGUACCAUGGGAUCAUGCGUCACGCCUAGAGAAGAUUGGUGGACUAGAGGUGAUAGGAAUCGUUGACCCUGACACCUGUCGGAGUGAAAAGGUUCUAAAUGAACGACUCGCCUCUCUUGACCACGAACACAUGUAUGCAAACUGCCGACUACUAACCGACUACAAGGAGUUACUGGGAAUGAAACCGGAUGUGGCCUUCAUCGGGAUUCCUCCAGCACAUAGAGGGUCUCCUAUAGAAGGAAAGAACGUAGAACUGGAGUUUGUUCAGGCUGGAAUACAUGUUUUUGUUGAAAAGCCGCUUUCAAUCGUGCCACCAGAAGAAUUCUUUGCUUACGCAUAUUCAGUUUCAGAAACAUGUCGGAUCAACAACGUUGUGCUGUCAGUUGGUUAUAUGUUCAGGUACCAUGCUGCCGUUCUGAAGAUGAAGGAGUUAAUUCAAAACCAUGGUGGGAAGGUUAUGGCUUUCAAUGCGCGCUAUUACUUUGCUUACACACAGGAAACAAACAAACAAUGGUUCAACACUGACUUCUUCGGGGGACCAAUCGUAGAACAGGCCACCCACUUCUGUGACCUGGCCCGGUACAUAGUCGGGGAUAUAGAUAUGACGUCACUGCACACUAUUAUGCUAAACGAUUCUGAUAAGGGUGGAGCCGGUAAGCUGAACAACCUAGUUAGCCAGGCAGAAGACGACAUUCCGUCCAACAAGAGGAUCCCUAGAGUCACACUCAGUCACUGGAGAUUCCAGGACGGUGGCCUUGGCACUUUGAUGCACUCUGUUACGUUACCAGGAAGUCGUUACCAAGCAACCAUUGACGUUCAGUUGGACGGUCUCCAGCUCUCUCUCAUUGAUCCUUAUGAGAGUACCAGUGUACUCCGAGUCCGAAACUUAAAGGGUGGAAAUCCCAACCAAGACCAAGAUUUCGUUUUCGAAAACGACGACACGUAUCUGAACGAAUUGGACACAUUUAUCAAAGCUGUUCGUCAGAGGAAUCAAUCCCUAAUCAAGAGUUCGUAUGAAGACGCCAUGAAAACGUACGAAUUGACCUGGGCGAUACGGCGACAAGGCGAAGUCAAGAUAUAA
This is a messenger RNA of Ylistrum balloti, 1146 nucleotides long. RefSeq lists its product as uncharacterized. Gene Ontology annotation, molecular function: nucleotide binding. NCBI's taxonomy places the organism in Eukaryota, Metazoa, Mollusca, Bivalvia, Pectinida, Pectinidae. The transcript is spliced from 2 exons. The record is from RefSeq and is a predicted model, not a curated record. The coding region runs from base 1 to 1146 and encodes 381 amino acids.